CAGAUAGCUGUCGUGGAUGCUUGCCUUGCAUAAUUAUGACCGACUGAAGGACAUGGACCCUAUAUUAUAGCAAUCCAUAUACCUUUCUGUGUCUCUAUCGCCCAAGGUGCGACUGGCGCAUGCGCACCGCCCAGAGUAUCGCUAGUGGUCGAUAGCAACGUUGACGUGGUCGUCUGCUUUGGAAUAAAAUGCGAUUGUGAAAGCCCGCGUAAACUCAUUCACUAUCAAACUCCAGCACGAAUCAGGGAGAUAUUUUGUGGAGUGCGUCCAUGAGUGGUGUUUAUACAUUGAUGAGCGGUAUACGACGUGAAGUAGCGUUGUCUCCCUCGGCGUUAAGGGGGCCACUCGUUUGCUUGUAUUGGAACGGACUUUGGUUAGGAUAUCGCCCUACCUGGUCGGCGGUGAACUUCAUCCAGCGUUCGUGGUGAUUUGAUACUAUUGAUCCAUAGUUGCGUCAUUAAUACGUCACGUCAGAUGAAGCUCAUGUUGAUGGCUCCUCUCUGGUAUCCUUUCUUGUCCCGCAGCAAUCUCGGAAGGUUGUUUGCUUUAAUCAUUUACCAGCACAACUGAAGAAGCGUCCUAGUGGGGCAAAGUCUUCGAGCGGAGUCACAAGUGAAAAGCUUUUCUCGAGUACACAGUCUCUGUUUGAGCUCUCUCUGUUAUAUUUGGAUGCUAUGGUGAAUAUUGCUACUUCGGAUCACUCGGCCAAAUGAAAUUUGAAUUAUCUGGAAAUAGAACAAUUUCGACAUCGUGCCGAUAUAUCGUCAAACAUCGACCGGAAAUUUUGAUCAGACAACAAUCACCCGUGACUACAGGACUCGCAAAAGCGUGAGGAAGUCUUCAAGUAUAUUUUCAUCUGCAUCCUGUUGGAUUGUAAUCAGCCUUAUCUUAAGGCAUUUUAGCGACACCUCAGAACUCAUCAAGAAUUGUUAUAUAAAACGAGGGGAUUUUAAAUUGCACUCAUCAUGACAAACAAUAGCGUAGACCUUUCCACUGGGGGCAUGGCGACGGACUGGGACGGGGGAAGCUUCGCGUCGACUACCCAGCAACCCUUCGAUACGGUGCCCAGGAGCCAAACAGUCAACAUCUAUCUCCUCAUCUGUAUCUACGUAAUCAUCUUCCUCCUCGCCGUCAUCGGCAAUAUCCUCGUCAUCGUCACUCUCGUCCAGAAUAAGCGCAUGCGCACUGUCACGAACAUAUUCUUACUGAGUUUAUCGGUCAGUGACCUUUUAUUCGCCAUUCUGUGUAUGCCAUUCACGCUGGUCGGCAACAUUCUACAGAGGUUCAUUUUUGGGGAAGGAAUUUGCAAGAUCAUAUCUUACUUUCAAGGUGCAUCUGUGGCGGUAUCCGUCUGGACGAUGUGUGCCAUCUCUCUGGAGCGGUACCACGCUAUCUGCAACCCCCUGGCCUCCCGUGCCUGGCAGACCAAGAGCAGGGCAUGUAAGAUCACCGUGGCAGUGUGGCUCAUGUCCUUCUUAGUCUUACUCCCGUUCGCCAUCUACACGGAACACGAGAAGAUAGGCGAUACCGAAUACUACAAGUGCCGAGAAAAGUUCCCCACCCAAUUUCACAAACUGUACAUCACAUCCAUCUUCAUGGCCUUGAUGUUUAUACCGCUGUUUAUGAUGUGUAUCGCAUACGCGUUGAUCAUCAGAGAGCUAUGGCGUGGAAUGCACUAUGAGAGACAAAACACAAAAAGAGAAAAGGAACAAAAUGGAACACCCCUUAACGACCUGAGCAAGAAGAAGAAAGGUCGAAAGGCAUUAAUGGACGACAGCAGUGCCACGGAGAGCUUCCUGCGGAAAUCCCGCGGCGGCACGGGUGCGUCCUCAAAGAAGGGCGAGAGCGCGCACGCAACACCAAGGAGUACGUCAUCGAACACGGCGAAGAAACGCGUCGUCAAGAUGUUGCUCGUUCUCGUCAUACUCUUCUUCGUGUGCUGGACACCCACGUGGAGUAUGAACAUCUGGGCGACCUAUGACCCCAAGGGAGCAUAUUCAUCUGUUUCAACUCUGCAGGUUACGCUCAUACGUCUGAUGAUGUACACUUCGGCCUGCGUGAACCCAAUCAUCUAUUGCUUCAUGAAUAAGAAGUUCCGUCAGGGCUUGAUCGACGCAUUUGGCUGCUGCUGCUGUUGCUUUGUGGGCAAGAAGGCAGACACUGCAUCAUUACCCAGCCAGACCAGCGUCAGACGGAAUCAUCCAGUGCAACGCCCUCACUCGACGAACUACACCAAUAGAUGGCCGGGGCAAUCUGCUCUACGACUUAUCGUUCACUCGCAACAAUUCAACAAAAUUACCACUCCGGGUCUGGUGAGGGCAGUAUAACGAUUUUCGUAGGACUAACAUUGAUUCCAAGGCUCGUAUUAUUCUUCUCCUUCAUUUAAAGAUAAACAAACUACCCGAAGGGUUUUACUUGGUGGUCAUUGUACCGAAAAAUAAUAUCAAUAAUUAUUGAAGAAAUUGUAACCUGAAUCUUCAAAUUGGAUUUAAAGUGAACGAUAAAGAGAUUAAAGAAACGAAUUAAAAUAUUUAAGAAUAUUUAGUUCUUGCGAUCUGAAAUUCUGAAAUGAAUAUACAUUUAGGUCCAUCUAUUUUUAACUAAUACAGGGUGAGACAAUUAUCAUGAAAUGUUUUCUGUGAUAAUUGAAUGUAAUACAGUAUUUGAUUACAUUUUAUGGAAUAUAUCAAUGUCUCUUUAUUUAUAGGUGUUAACAAGACAUAAUUAUGAUUCAUCUCUGUGCGCUGGCACUUUUAAACAUUACGAUGCCAUUGUAACUAUGAUUAAAUUAAAAGAUGAUUUUCAGUUUCAGUUUUGUCUAAAAUAAGAAAAAUAAUCUAGAUUAAAAGAAAACAUACUAAGAUGUAACCUAUAUGAGUUAUUGAUAUGGGAUUUUGAUGUCGCAUUCUAUCGCGUCAUUGCAUUGAUUUUCGAAUUCAUACAUUUACAAUUUUCUUUGUAAGUUUUGCAGCUAUUCGUAACGAACAUAGUUAUGUCAAUUAAUAUUCAAUUUAUUUAAAGGUGUUACAGAACAAGUAAAAAAUAUUACGAAAAUAUAGUCGAUCGUUUGGAUGUAUGUGUGAAUGGCUAUGGAAAAGCAAAGUGAUGUGGUAAGUGAUGAAGUAUAAUGGGGCUAACAUGGCAUUCAUUUAGAAUCUUUGUUCGUUAAAUAGUUUAAAUGAAUUAAAUUCACAUAGGCUUAUUUGAGAACAUUGAUAACGUCGAUAUCAUGGUAUAAAUAAUGAUGAUGAUGAUGAUGACGAUAGACAAGAUAUAAAAUAAGAUACGUGCUUUUAUCACAUUAUUAAUAGGAUAACAUAUAUUAUAACAUGGACCAAAAGGGUCAACUCAAAGUAUAUUUUCUCCGCAAUCAUCGUCAUAGCAAAAAUGUCAUUAUUUUGUUAUCGGUAUAAUGACCACCAACGCAUUGUUAAGUUCCAUUUCAUUCACUUUGCUGCAUUUCGAUGUAUGUGUGUGUUGAUAAAAGGCAAUGAAACUUAUAUUGUUUUUAUACUUUUAAGAUUCAUUUUCAUUCUUAACCAAACAUCUAAAAAUAAUUCCGUCAAUUGAUUGGUGGUUUUGCAAUACACGUGUGACCGACGACUUCUUUAUUAAAUAGCAAAAUAUUACUACGUUUAUUAGAAAUAAGACGUUAUGAAGUGUCUUUGUUGACCAUAUUUUCACACUAGGUUUCCGGUUCAUGAACUGUUCACUUCUCUCCACGUUGACAAAUUGUUCUGAUUGAAAAAUAAAUUAAAGUGUAAAGUAAAAGCAAUCAUGUAAUGGUGUCAUGUAAUGGAUAAAAUGCUUUAUUCAAAAUUGAUUGAAAAGGUGUAUCAAUGAAGAGUUGUGGAUGUUUUAUUGUGAUGAAAUUAUGUGUACUUUUUCUCCACUGAUAGAAAAGAAACGUAUUCAAAAUAAGUGAGUUUCGCAAAAACAUGAUAAAGAAACGUAACAAGUGUGGUUGUGAAAGUAAAAUGUAGUCUCUCUCCUAGUAGCCCGAAGUCGGGAUAUUUCAUUGUACACUUUGUCAGGAUAGUAUCAGCUUUUUCCUCAAUUUAUUUCAAAAUAUGUAUUGAAGAAUUAGCUACCUCGUUUGUAACUCCAUAAAUGCUAUAUGAGUUGGAGUGACAACACUGACCGUUCAAUUCGCUCAUAUUCAGAUCUUUUGAAAUGAUAAUGUUCUCAUGUAAUAAUAACCCCCUUUUAGACACACAGCAACAAAAUUCACAUAAUUUCUUUUCAGGAUUCACAAUUCAAAGUUCACAAAAAUUGUCUACAAAAUCUUUACCAAACUCUAUCAGCUAAACGAGUAUUACAUAGUAUUUCAAACAUUUGUUUAAAAUACCAAGAAAUUUAUGAUGGUACAGACUGUCUUUGGGAUUGAGAUCAAUGAUUAAAAAAGAACGAACCGAUUGACUCUCCAUAAAGAAAAAGAAAUUGCUGCCUGAGGUAGCGAUAUUUCUUUUUUAAUAAUUUCUCAGUUUGUCUGAAACAGCCCAAAGCAGUAUUAAUCUGGGUUUUUAAUCAAUAUGUGUAAUGAAAGAAAAAUGUAAGUUACUCUAUCUUUGGACAGAAAAUUAACUGAUAUGUUAUUUAUGUUAGGGUUAAUACAUUUUAUCCCAUAUUUGUAAAAAAUUAUUUUUAGGAAAUCAAUCACUGAAAAAUCGAUUUGCUCGGCGAUGUAUAACGGCUUACAUUAAGCUCAAGUAUGAGGGAAAACUGAUUAAAAAAUUGUCCCUAAUGACUAUGGAUUUCGAACGAUAUCGUACUUUAUUUCCUUAGGAACAUACACUGAAGAAAAUUCAUACCGUACUUCUAAAUCACACUUCCCCUUCUCCUGUCAGAUGAAGUAAAGCUAGAAAAAAGAACACGAACUGUGUAUUGCAUCACUAUUUUUUCUUUGAGAGCAACAAUACAUAGCCCGCAAAAUGUUAGAUUAUUUGCUUUGUUUUCUUACGUUAAGAUUCUAAAUUGUGAUAUUUACCUUACAAUCGUUGCUUCCUCCUUCGUCAUAUUGUUUGCGACCUUAUAUUUUAGUGUGUUUACUUGACAUGACUAUGCUUCACUGAACGUUUUGUAUAAUAAAGCUACCUAUCUCAACA
Messenger RNA from Strongylocentrotus purpuratus (purple sea urchin), 5105 nucleotides. Its product is annotated as cholecystokinin receptor type A. Gene Ontology annotation, biological process: neuropeptide signaling pathway. Gene Ontology annotation, cellular component: membrane. The transcript is spliced from 6 exons. The record is from RefSeq and is a predicted model, not a curated record. NCBI's taxonomy places the organism in Eukaryota, Metazoa, Echinodermata, Echinoidea, Camarodonta, Strongylocentrotidae. Gene Ontology annotation, molecular function: neuropeptide receptor activity; gastrin receptor activity. The coding region runs from base 966 to 2327 and encodes 453 amino acids.